Chanos chanos (milkfish) is the source of this 4539-nucleotide messenger RNA. RefSeq names its product BLM RecQ like helicase (gene blm). The transcript has 22 exons. Gene Ontology annotation, cellular component: cytoplasm; chromosome; nucleus. Gene Ontology annotation, molecular function: 3'-5' DNA helicase activity; ATP binding; DNA binding. Gene Ontology annotation, biological process: telomere maintenance; double-strand break repair via homologous recombination; DNA replication. The coding region runs from base 1 to 4539 and encodes 1512 amino acids. Lineage: Eukaryota; Metazoa; Chordata; Actinopteri; Gonorynchiformes; Chanidae. The record is from RefSeq and is a predicted model, not a curated record.
AUGCCGAGUGUUCCUUUGAAUAAUCUGAAGGAGCAACUAGAGCGACACAACAACAAUGCUGGAGCGCAGAGCAAGCUGUCCCUUUCGAAACCAAACGCUGGGACAUUUUGUUUCAGAAAGAAGUCUGCAUCAGGCAUUAGUAAAGUGGAAGUUCCCUCGAAGGUAACUGGUCCAAAUGUCUUAGCAAACAGGAGUGUCAAUAUUCCUGACAACACCAAAAUAACUCAGCCUCCUUUGACAUUUUCAACCAAGCCUGAAAGACCCCUUGCAAAAGUCAACACCUUCACAACUAAGCCCAAAACCAAGACGCAGGGAAUUAACCCAGCGUCUAACCCAUUUGCAGUGCGCAAGCCCAGUCCUGUUAAAACUUUUCCCAAUGCGGACAUCCUCUCCACAAAGAACAGUAGCAACAAAACGGUGGAAUCAGACAGCUCGCUUGUUAUCCACACUGAUGACUGGGAUGAUUUAGAUGAUUUUGAAACGCCAGUAAAGGGAAGAGCAGUGUUACAAAGCCCUGGAACUUUGGGAAAGAAACCAACUGAAGUGGUCAAAGACACCUCUCCAAAAGGUCAGUCAGUUAACUUUAAGAACACUGACGGGAACAGAAAUUCUCAUGGACCGCAGUCCUUUGCAACAGAAGACGUAGAGGUUGUCUCUGAAACCCCUCGAAAUGUCUCCAACAACAUACGUGCUGUGCCUGAUGAAUUGGAACCUGAGGAUUCACCCGUUAAGCUGACAAAAAGACGCCGUUCAGUCCCACCCCAGUCCUUGAUGAGUGACAGUGAGGGAGAGGAUCUUGAAUGUGGAUCUGUAGACGAAAAGACUGAGGGAGAUGGCGUGUUUGCAGCAGCUGUGACAAAGCUGCUGGAGAAAUGCCCCCUGAGAUACACACAGGUGAGAAACCUGGCAUGGCUGGAUCCACAGAAGAUAAAAGAGAAGGUAGACCUUUGUGAGAAACAGCUAAGGCUGUGCCUGCAGAUCGUCUCCAGUGCUGGACAGAUCAGAGAGAACAAGUGUGACGCAAUCUUCAACCAGUUCAGGGACUUUGCUGUCAUCUGCAAAACGAGCGAGGGUGCCACACAGUGGCCCACUGAUAAUCAGAAGGCAUGGACGGAGUCUGAUGUAGUAAACAUAGAUGAUAAUGAGAGUCAGAACUUUUUAGAAGAUGAUGUGGACUUUAUUCCUCCAUCCCCUGUCUCUGAGAACCCAAGUCCAUCAGUCUCACUGAAGAGAGAGUCUGGUUCUACUCUGCAUGGAGUGUGUGAUGUUAGUGCUAAAGAUGUGAGAGGAUCAGAGGAUGCACUCUUCUCUAUAAUGGAGUCUAUAUGCCGUCUGGUGGACAGUAUCCCAGAGCAUGAGCUCAUUGCCUUGGCCUGUGGGACAGAGUUACUGCUACAGAGGGCACAAAGGAAAAGGAUUCUUGCCAACAGUGCACUUUCAAGAACAUCUCAGUCAGACAAAGUGGCAACCCCCGAGUCGGCAAGGCCGGCCAGCUCAAGCUUCACUUUCACUACUCCAGCUCUCGUGCCAGCCGCUACCAUUCAGACUACGGACAAAGGAGAGGGUGCCAAGCGAAGUUUUCAGUUUCGGAAGUCCGUGGGCUCUGUUAUCUCUGUUGAUUAUGACAGCAGUGUUUUUGAAGACUCUGACUGCGUGAUCAGCGGCGCAGAGACCCUGAAUGGGUCCUGGAAGCCAAAUGGCUCCUCUUCCAAUCCCAAGAGAAAUGAAUCAAGCCUUGACCGCAGUAACGCUGUGUCUGUAUCGGGCUCCUAUUCAAGCUUGCCCUUCAACCCGUCCAGCAGUCAGAGCCUGGAUCUAAAGCAGACGGAUCUCUUUUAUUCACCAAAGAGGCCAGCACAUGCAGGGAGAAAGAGUGUGGAGAUCAAAGCGGACAGCAGUACGCUGGACUCCGCCCAUACUGACUCGCGAACGGAAACGGAACCUGAUGACUUCUUCGUUGAUGACUUUGAUAUUGAUGACUUUGAUGACACAGACAUCCCAGACUACUUUGAUGAUGCUCCAAGCGCAUCCAAAUCGAACAGGAUCACCAGUCCAGUUGCUCAGCCGAUCCGUGAAGGAGGACCCGUAACUAAAUCAUGGGAGAGGAACGUGACGGCAACCCCUUCCCCAGCAAUCAAACCAAAUAAACCCCCUUCUCCUGAGCCCAGUUUUAGAAACCCAGCUCAUGACCGUUUUAGAGGCUUCACCUUCCCACACUCUUCAGAGAUGAUGAAGAUUUUCCAUAAAAGAUUCGGUCUUCAUCAGUUCCGCUUUAACCAGCUGGAGGCCAUAAAUGCCACGCUGCUGGGUGAAGACACAUUUGUCCUGAUGCCGACAGGAGGGGGCAAAAGCUUGUGUUAUCAGCUGCCUGCCUGUGUGUCACCUGGGGUUAGUGUAGUGAUCUCACCCCUGCGUUCCCUGAUCGUUGACCAAGUGCAGAAACUCACCACAUUGGAUAUUCCUGCCACAAGUUUAUCAGGGGACAAGAGUGACAGUGAAGCUGCACGCAUCUAUAUGCAGCUGUCAAAGAAAGAUCCAAUCAUCAAACUGCUCUAUGCCACUCCCGAGAAGAUCUGUGCCAGUGGGAGGAUGAUCAGUGCCCUGCAGAAUCUGUACGAGAGAGGUCUCCUUGCUCGCUUUGUCAUUGACGAGGCCCACUGUGUCAGCCAGUGGGGUCAUGACUUUCGGCCAGAUUAUAAGAGGAUGCAUGAGCUACGGCAGAAGUUUCCCAAAGUUCCCAUCAUGGCUCUGACAGCCACCGCCACACCACGUGUUCAAAAAGACAUUCUCAACCAGCUGGCUAUGACCCGCCCUCAGGUAUUCACAAUGAGCUUUAACAGACACAACCUCAAGUACACCAUCUUACCUAAAAAACCCAAGAAGGUUGGUGAGGACUGCAUCGUUUGGAUCAAGAAACAUUAUCCGCGAGAUUCCGGAAUAGUGUACUGUCUGUCUCGGAAUGACUGUGACUCACUGGCCGACAGUCUGCAGAGGGCAGGCAUUGCAGCACUCUCUUACCACGCUGGGCUCAAUGACUCUGACAGAGAAUACGUCCAGAACAAAUGGAUUAACCAGGACGGCUGUCAGGUGAUCUGUGCCACCAUUGCCUUUGGGAUGGGCAUUGAUAAACCUGACGUGCGCUAUGUGAUCCAUGCCAGUCUGCCCAAGUCUGUGGAGGGCUACUACCAGGAGUCAGGCAGAGCGGGCAGAGACGGAGAAGUCUCCCACUGUGUCCUCUUCUACUCAUACACAGAUGUCAUCCGCAUCAAGAGGCUGAUUGCCAUGGAUAAGGACGGUGACCAUCACUCCAAGGCCACUCACAUCAACAACCUGCACAGCAUGGUUCAUUUCUGUGAAAACGUGACGGAGUGCAGGAGGAUUCAGCUGCUCGCGUACUUUGGAGAACACAGGUUUAACACAAAUUUCUGCAAGCAGAAUCCAGAGGUCUCGUGUGAUAACUGUGCCAGACCCAACCGUUACAAGGCAAGAAAUGUAACGGAGGACGUGAAGAAGGUUGUACGGUUUGUACAGGAGAACUGCGAGAAAGUUGGAGGCCGAUAUGGACGGUCCUCCCAGCAAAACCGACUCACUCUAAAUAUGCUGGUCGACAUUUUUCUGGGCUCCAAAAGUGCUCGUGUCCAGUCAGGGAUGUUUGGGAUAGGGGCAGCGUACUCCAGACACAAUGCUGAGCGGCUCUUUAAGAAGCUGGUAUUGGACUGCGUGCUGAUGGAGGAUCUGUACAUCACUAAUAACGGCCAGGCUGUAGCGUACAUCUCUGCUGGGCCCAAAGCCAUGAGUGUCCUCAGUGGAAGCAUGCAGGUAGAGUUCCAUGAAACAGAGAGCGCAUCCAGCAUCAGGAAACACAAAGCCGCUGUGACAAAGAACAUGUCGAAGAGGGAGGAGAUGGUCAAGAAGUGCCUGGAAGAACUCAACAGCCUGUGCAAGAAACUGGGCAAAGUGUUUGGCAUCCAUUACUACAAUAUCUUCUCCACAGCGACUCUGAAAAAGAUUGCAGAGACGUUGUCUGCUGAUCCAGAGGUUCUGCUACAGAUUGAUGGCGUGACUGAAGACAAACUGGAGAAGUAUGGAGCUGAGCUGAUUGAGCUGCUGCAGAAAUACUCUGAGUGGCAGCUGCCUGUGGAGGAACAGACAGAGAGUUCUGGAUGGAUAGACACCACACGAGGUAAUGGUGACAAUGAGGAAGAUGUUGAUGAUGAUGGAAUGUCAUCAGCGUAUUUCGAAAACAGCGGCAGGGGGGCGAAGAGAAAGAAGGCUCCCUUUUCCAGGAAACCCAAAAGACAGAGAGGAUCCUCCAGUCAGAACUCCUCUAAAGGGUACAACGGGAACACGUGGUCCUCGUCUGGAGGCAGUUAUAGAAGGGGUGCUAAAGGUGGAGGCCAGGGCUCUGGAAGGGGACAGAGGAACUCCAAAUCUGCACCCACAGGACCAACAGGAAGAAGGCCAGGCUUUAUGUCUUUACCUACACCUCAGUACAACCCACGACCAUUCCUAAAACCAGCCUUCUCACACCUGGACUGA